UGCAGGACGGAGCGGAGUGCCUGACGGAAAGGAUGGAGCAGCUGUACAGCGUCCAGUCGGGUGACCUCGAUGCCUUCAUUGCUAAUCACCUGCAGCCCAGCGAGGAGUUCAGUAGGAACAUUAAUGAUGUUGUCCAUAGAAUCUGUACUUUCCUGAAAGAGCAGUGCGCCUUGGAGGCCAGAGUGAUCAAGACGGUAAAGGGUGGCUCUACAGGGAAGGGGACAGCCCUGGGUGACAAUUCAGAUGCUGAUCUAGUUGUCUUCCUGAGCUGCUUCUCCAGCUACCAGGAUCAGGCGGAGAAGCGCAUGUCUGUGAUCAGGAACAUUGAGGAGAAACUGAAGUACUGCAAGCGGAGUAUUGCCUUCAACAUUGAUUUCCCAAUCAUAAACCCAAAGGCUCGAUCGCUCAGCCUCAUCUUUCAGUCAAAAAAGAAGAAAGCGGCUAUUGAAGUGGACAUCCUCCCAGCAUACGAUGUUUUAGGACAGAUAACAUCUGAAUAUAAGCCUCCUCCUCAGGUCUAUUUAGAGCUGAUCCAAGCUAAUGGAACUCCUGGUGAGUUCAAUACUUCCUUCACGGAGCUGCAGAGGAAUUUUGUGAAGCACUGCCCUGCCAAACUCAAGGGACUUCUGCGGCUGGUCAAGCACUGGUACAAAGAACUUAAGAAGCAUCUCAAACAGACAAACCCAUCAUCAACCCUCCCACCAAAGUUUGCCUUGGAGUUGCUUACCAUCUAUGCCUGGGAGGAAGGUAAGCGCAGGGCAGAGCAAUUCAACACAGCAGAAGGGUUUUGCACAGUGAUGAAGUUGCUGACUCGAUACGAAGAACUCUGCAUUUACUGGACUGCAUACUACAGUCUUGAGCACCCCACAAUAGGGGCACACGUGAAAAAAAUGCUGAAAGGACCUCGUCCUGUGAUUGUAGAUCCGGCAGAUCCAACACAGAAUGUAGCCAAGGGAAAUGGUUGGCCACUGCUGGCCAGGGAAGCUUCCUCCUGCCUGGACCAGUCAUGCUGCAAAAAAGGCGGUUUGCCUAUUAAACCCUGGGAUGUGCAGCCAGCCAGAGCCAUUCAGGUGACCCUGCAAGAGCUAACUGGAGUAAGACGGAUGGUGACAUACAGUCCUUACACCACCAUUGGGCAGAUCAAGGAAGACAUAGGAAGAGAGCUGCGUGUCUCCAUCUAUGAGCUGGCCCUGGCCCUGGCCCUGCAGGAUCCUCACCAAGAGGCCAUACACCUGCAGAAUGACAAGGCAUUAGCAAAUUAUGGUGUGUUCUACAAUACCACUAUCCUGCUACUCCAAACUAAACCACAAGAGAUAGAGAUUUUUGUGAAAGACCACAAUGGCAGGAGCUCGGUCUACGCAAUCUUACCCAAUGAAACUGUUCUGAAUCUGAAAAAAAAGAUCGAAGCCCGCACAAGUGUACUUGUGAACCAACAGCGCCUGACCUAUAAUGACCGGGAGCUAGAAGACACCAAUACAUUUGCUUUUUACAAUAUUAGGGCCAAAGACACUGUCUAUCUACUUUUGAGGGUUAGAGGUGGACAUGCCUUAUUUUAAGUAGCAAUGUCAAGGCCUACAGACACAUAUCCCUGGGUUGUUUUACACCAGGGAUGGGGAACGAAUGGCCCACCAGAUGUUGUUGGACUGGAACUCCCAUCAGCCCUCACCACUGUCUAUGCUGGCUCAGGCUGAUGGGAACCACAGCCCAACAACAUCUGGAGGGUACCAGGUUGGAGAACACAGCUUGAUGCUGCAGUGCUAUUGCUGGGGUUUUUUGAUUCAGAUAUUAGCGUUUGUAGCCAUAGAGAUUCAUUACACUAGACAUUUAUCAGCAAAUACAACAUAUUUGACAAAAAAAUCAAAUAUAGCAAUUAUAUCAUUUAUCAUACACAUGGACAUAGUUGGGCAGUUUAUGUUCUUAACACAGGGCAAUCCUAUCCUUGUCUAUUCAGGAGUUGAAUUCAUUGGGGCUUACUCCCUUGUAAGGAUGUAUGGGACUGCAGCCAAAAGAACCUAACUUAAAACACAUAAAAGAUGUAGUGGGAAUUAGAUCUUAUAGGAUAGUAAAUACACGUUGCAGAAAAUUCUAGAAACCUGUGUUAAAAUUCAAGAAAAGUUGAAAUGUUAUAAAGUCUUUUGUGUGCUUGGUAUUUUUUUCCAGUUUGGCUGUGUAACAGAUUUUUAUUAGAUACUUUGUACUUAACAUUUGUUUUCCAAUGCACAAUUGCAAUCUGUACAAUCUUUGCUACCCUUAAUAGAAUCAUUAGUAAUAUUCAUCUCUUUUGUGCCUUUAUACCUGGAAGCAAACCUAAUAAAACUGUUUCAUGUCUUU
This is a messenger RNA of Elgaria multicarinata webbii, 2331 nucleotides long. RefSeq names its product 2'-5'-oligoadenylate synthase 1-like. The transcript has 6 exons. Gene Ontology annotation, biological process: regulation of ribonuclease activity; defense response to virus; negative regulation of viral genome replication. The record is from RefSeq and is a predicted model, not a curated record. Gene Ontology annotation, molecular function: protein binding; 2'-5'-oligoadenylate synthetase activity; double-stranded RNA binding. NCBI's taxonomy places the organism in Eukaryota, Metazoa, Chordata, Lepidosauria, Squamata, Anguidae. Gene Ontology annotation, cellular component: cytosol; nucleoplasm; membrane. Bases 33 to 1556 code for a protein of 507 amino acids.